Molecule: messenger RNA, 1860 nt
Organism: Aureobasidium namibiae CBS 147.97
Lineage: Eukaryota; Fungi; Ascomycota; Dothideomycetes; Dothideales; Saccotheciaceae
Exons: 1
Coding region: 1-1860 (619 amino acids)
Source: RefSeq, a predicted model, not a curated record
AUGGCACCACAGACACCUACAUCAUCGCCGAGCUCUCGCUCACCUCGAUCACCGAAGUUUUCGUGGUCACCACGGCACCGUCAAGCAUUGUUCGUGUUUCAUCGACGGCAUAUGAAUGAUGACCAGAUUGCUUUCACUUUCAAUAAGAUGUUCGAUAGAGAAAUCCGAGCACGAGGCUUUGCCAAUGGUCUGACCAAAACCGCUAUCAAGGCUCAGUAUCAGAAGGGCUAUCGUGCUUCAUGCCCGGCGUGGCAGAAAGUUGAGGCCUCUCACGAUGCCGAGCUAGAAUGGGUGUCUCGAGAGAUGGCAAAGCUCGACGUCACAGGUUCACCUUCAUCUUCUCCAAUGUCGACAAUGCCUCGAGCCCAGAAGCCCGUCCAGAAUCCUAAGCCGCGUCAACUCGUGGCUGUGGUCAUUGAAACCCGACAGCAAACCUCCGCUAUCGCUCCCCGUCAGGUCUUCAAAGGAUGUCCUCGGUCUAUGAUCACACACAACAGAACGAGGACAAUCGGGGGAGAGCAAGUGCCGAUAAUUCGAGCUACAGACCAGAAUCUCGUUGUCAAAGAUCCAAUCACGUUUGCCGAAGCCCAUUCUCCGGUUCCAGAACUCCUGUUUCGAUUCUACGAUGACCACAGUCGAGGUGUUAGGACGCGACACGGAGAAAUAUCUGGCCGACAUGCGUAUCUGCCAUGCGGUCCCCCUGCUCCACCAUCGUGCGCGGACGAUCGCAUGUUCGCUGCUGUUCUGUGUCACUUGAACAACGAUGACACUGCGUCCGAGCUGAUCAGUACGACUUCCAAUCUCUUUUUUGCUAUGAGACUAGCAGCAAAGUCUUUCGCGAACCCACGUCUCUACGUGAUUCGCGGCGGUGCUUUGCCGAGAGAAAAAGUAUUCCACCUAUGGCCCUAUCACCUACGAUUCAAGCCUUUAAGACUCUACUACAACGGGAAAUACAGGAACCCGUCAUCUCAUGAGUACGCAAUCUGGGCAACCCUUCCACGUACAGCCAUCAUUCACGAUUUUGCACUCGCCGAUCUCGAGCGCCAUCUUCUCGGAAAUCCCUAUAUGGCGACUGUUUUUCGUAUUGAUGAGAUGCGGACCAAGAAAGGCAAUACGCAUAUCUUACAGAAUUUCAAGAAAGAGAAUCUUGAGCUGACACUAGCAACAAUCGAAGGAUUCGCUAGGCUUAUGCCUCAGUUUGGCAUCAAUGCGACCAGUCCCACACCUGUCAUUGCACGCCUGAUAUCGGAAAUCAUCCGUAGCUUUGACAUCAACCUCCCAAAGACUACGCCGAAGCAAUGGGAUAUCCUUGGCGGAGCUUUUGCGUUUGCUCUGUCAUACCACGCGAACCAGACGCACGUUGCAGAGACGUACCUCAUACAAGCAAAGGAGGCAUUCCUGUCUGGCGCGAGGAUCGGCCUAGGCGAGCUAAAUUGGCAUCUGAACCCUACGAAGCAAGCCAAGAUGGUCAAAAAAGGGCUUUCUUUGGGCCUAGGUGUCAAGCACACUGAAGUCAGCGCAGCAACUGUCGAAUUCCAAAAGAACGUUGCUCGUUUUGCGUACAGGGAGAAGAACACAGAGCCCGACUACGACAUGACAGUAGACGAGGACUAUACUCUAGUUGAGAACGAGGACGAAGGACAUCAUACAUCUAUCGAAGAACACAUCGAGAUUGAUAUCGAAGAAGCAGAGACAGACGUCGAAGAAACAAUCAGCGUCAAGACACCGCCCCCGUCUCAGCGUAGUCGCAUUUCGUACGCGAGAGAAGCAUCCCACUCUGGCAAGAAGAUCGACGAAACCUUCAUCAUCUACGACCGCAGCGACGAUGAAGAUUACGUGGCAGACAGCGAUAUGGAUUGA